Diospyros lotus (date-plum) is the source of this 840-nucleotide messenger RNA. RefSeq names its product UPF0481 protein At3g47200-like. NCBI's taxonomy places the organism in Eukaryota, Viridiplantae, Streptophyta, Magnoliopsida, Ericales, Ebenaceae. The transcript has 2 exons. The coding region runs from base 1 to 840 and encodes 279 amino acids. The record is from RefSeq and is a predicted model, not a curated record.
AUGAUCUUGGAUGGGUGUUUCAUGCUUAAAAUACUAUACUUGAUCGGCACAGAUUAUACCAGUUAUUCCAAUUACUAUCCCAUCCUCAACCAAUAUGGGAGGGUCAAUUUCAUGAUCAAGGCAGACAUGUUGAUGCUCGAGAAUCUGUUGCCAAUAUUGAUUCUGAUCAGUCUCAAAUGUUUCCUAGAGCAAAAGGAUGAGCCUAACGUUGAAGAAUUGAAGGACUUGACCAAGCGCACACUUUUUCUUAUCAGCAACUUCUACUCCUUUAUCGAGAACUUCGACGGCAUUAUCAAGGACUUAGAGACGACCGCAUGUUUGCACGUGCUUGACCUCUGCCGCAAAAGCCUACUCCCCACACACAGCGAACAUGGAAAUGCAUCCCCUCAAUUUUCAAAUCAAGGAAAAGGAAGGAGCAACAGGGUCAGCCACAACGUCGCCCACCUAGUCUCGACGUUCCACGAUGCCGGCAUCGGCUUCAUGAGAAGUAAAAGCAAAAGUCUUCGGAACAUCACCUUCGACUGCGGCAUCUUGAAAAUUCCUAAUUUCAUAGUUAGUGACUAUACCGAAACAAUGGUCUUGAAUCUCUUAGCCUUCGAGAGUUGCCACCUCUUUGUUGGACACGAGAUCACUUCGUUCGUUGUGUUCAUGGGCUGCAUCAUUGAUGAUGCUCGGGAUAUCAAACUUUUGAGCUCAAAAGUGAUUAUAGACAACUUCAUUGGACCAGACAAGGAGGUAGCCGAUUUAUUCAACACAAUGUCCAAGGAUUUGGUCAUGGGGGAAGGACCUUUACAAGGUGUACAUAGAUCUCAUCGACUACUGCAACAAGCCUUGGCCUAA